AUGAUUCCGCAUCAGCUGUUACAGAAAAGAGAGGUGGAGGGGCAGCAGAGGAUGUGGAUGGACUGGAUGCAGAUGGCACAGCAUCAGCAGCAGCAGCAGCAGCAGCAGCAGCAGCAGCAGCAGCAGCAGCAGCAGCAGCAGCAGCAGCAGCAGCAGCAGCAGCAGCAGCAGCAGCAGCAUCAGCAGCAGCAGCAGCAGCAGCAGCAGCAGCAGCAGAAUCAGGAGCAGCAGCAGCAGCAGCAGCAGCAGCAGCAGCAGCAGCAGCAGCAGCAGCAGCAGCAGCAGCAGCAGCAGCAGCAGCAGCAGCAGCAGCAGCAGCAGCAGCAACAGCAGCAGCAGCGGCAGCAGAAUCAGGAGGAGCAGCAGCAGCAGCAGCAGCAGCAGCAGCAGCAGCAGCAGCAGCAGCAGCAGCAGUGGCGGCGGCAGCAGAAUCAGGAGCAGCAGCAGCAGCAGCAGCAGCAGCAGCAGCAGCAGCAGCAGCAGCAGCAGCAGCAGCAGAAUCAGGAGCAGCAGCAGCAGCAGCAGCAGCAGCAGCAGCAGCAGCAGCAGCAGCAGCAGCAGCAGCAACAGCAGCAGCAGCGGCAGCAGAAUCAGGAGCAGCAGCAGCAGCAGCAGCAGCAGCAGCAGCAGCAGCAGCAGCAGCAGCAGCAGCAGCAGCAGCAGCAGCAGCAGCAGCAGCAGCAGCAGCAGCAACCACAGCAGCAGCAGCAGAAGGAGCAGGAGCAGGAGCAUCAGCAGCAACAUCAGCACCAGCAGCAGCAGCAGCAACAGCAGCAGCAAGAACAACAGCAGCAGCAACAACAUCAGCAGCAGCAGCACCUUGUGUCAAGCAUCUCGCAAUGGAUUUCUCUGCGCUUGAAGGCUGGAAAAGGGGGUAAGGCAGCUGCACGAUUUCCUGGAUCCAGCUAUUCACAGGCAGGCGCUAUUGAAGCCGCUAUUGAAGCCUUGGGGCGUGAUGCCUCUAGGAGAAUCGACGGCUCUGAAACCGGCGGUGCUGGCCGCGGUGGUGGGGAUGUGCUCAUGCAGGAAGUCACAGCAGCAAAUUAUGGGGCUGCGUGCAGUGGUGGUGGUGAUGGUGGUACAGAGCAUUCUACUGCGGAGCGUCAUAUUGAGGAACAAUAUUGCGCGGAGCAGCAUUGUGAGGGGCAGCCUAGUAAGGGGGAGCAGGCUAAUGCGGACCAGGAUUGUGAGCGUCAGCCAUGUGCGGGCCAGCCCAGUCUGGAAAAGCUCUGUGCGGAUGAGAUGUGUGCUGCCCAGCCUAGUGCUGACCAGCUGCGUUCUUCCCAGCAGCGUGGCAUGGCAGAUUUGAGCCUUCCGCUUUCUCAACCCUCAGAAGACUUGUUGCUUCCUGAGGGCCCGCAACUCACGCUGUCUGCUGCAGCAAAUAUUACCACCCCAUUCUCUCAUAUCAACAGAACAGCCUGUUUCAGUUUCGAGAACUACACCAGUGCUGUCCCUUAUAUGGAGCUAGUGAGUGAAGCCGCUAUUGAAGCCUUGGGGCGUGAUGCCUCUAGGAGAAUCGACGGCUCUGAAACCGGCGGUGCUGGCCGCGGUGGUGGGGAUGUGCUCAUGCAGGAAGUCACAGCAGCAAAUUAUGGGGCUGCGUGCAGUGGUGGUGGUGAUGGUGGUACAGAGCAUUCUACUGCGGAGCGUCAUAUUGAGGAACAAUAUUGCGCGGAGCAUUGUGAGGGGCAGCCUAGUAAGGGGGAGCAGGCUAAUGCGGACCAGGAUUGUGAGCGUCAGCCAUGUGCGGGCCAGCCCAGUCUGGAAAAGCUCUGUGCGGAUGAGAUGUGUGCUGCCCAGCCUAGUGCUGACCAGCUGCGUUCUGCCCAGCAGCGUGGCAUGGCAGAUUUGAGCCUUCCGUUUUCUCAACCCUCAGAAGACUUGUUGCUUCCUGAGGGCCCGCAACUCACGCUGUCUGCUGCAGCAAAUAUUACCACCCCAUUCUCUCAUAUCAACAGAACAGCCUGUUUCAGUUUCGAGAACUACACCAGUGCUGUCCCUUAUAUGGAGCACUUGCGAGCAACGGGUAUAUAUUCUGAUGUUGGUGGAGGAGCUAUGGAUGUGGGAGUGUCAGCGGGCACUGCAGAAAAUACCCGGCAUUUGGCUGCGGGUGGCACUGAUGCUGGGGCCUUUCCCUCCCCAUUUUGCCAGUCUCCCUUCCACCCUUCCUCCUUAGCUCCCUUCCUCUUUAUCGCCUUCAACCCAUGUGCCUUUCCAGCCUUCCAAACACCCUUUGUCUCUACAUCCCUCACUCUCUUCCUCACUUUCCACCAACCUCCUGGCGUGCCGUCUUCCAACCUCAUUUUUUUCCCCCUCUCUCGGCCUCUCCCUUCCGCCUCUCCAGCCUCCAUUCCACCCAUCUUCUCUUCUACCCUUCCUAUCUUCCUCUCUUAA
This is a messenger RNA of Closterium sp. Naga37s-1, 2397 nucleotides long. Lineage: Eukaryota; Viridiplantae; Streptophyta; Zygnematophyceae; Desmidiales; Closteriaceae. The record is from the annotation of a GenBank genome assembly.